AAGGUUGUUUGUUUGUUACAGUGUACCGCCACAGGUAACGGGUUCUAUGAAUGGCCACUCAACGUCUCACAACGUGGACACGCGCAAACGCCUCACGCCUAUCCCCGAAAUCAACAUCACUGGCAACCAUACGCCGUAUAAGGUUCAAAAAGCGCUAGUAGAGAACACGAUGGUGCCGUGCAUAAACGCGAAGCCGUACCAGUACACAGAGCUGCUGAUGACCCUGCCGGACCUGGCCAGCCACUUUUUCCCGCGUGUCUCGCUGUCCACUUGCCGUGCUAUGCUCGACGCCCUCGCGAUCACGCUGUAUAGACCUAACUCAACCCAACUACAAGUGCUGCGCAACUCGGGCAAGUGCAAGUCGGCGGCGGCGGGCGAGAACGGGCUCGCGCUGGUGCAGAUCCGCGACGUGAUGCAGCACAUGCCGCAGUUCAAGUACAUGCUGCGCUCCACCAGCGACGACACGCCGCCGGCGGCGCACGCGCCGCGCCCCGCGCACUCGGCGCACGCGGCGCACGCGGCGCACUCGGCGCACGCGCACCAGGCGCAGCCGGCCAAGCGCGCGCGCGCCAACUAACGAGUUGCUGUUAGUAUAAGUGAAUGUCAACGAUUUGUGACGUUUACCCUGCAUGCGUGAGUGGUACUGAUUUUAAGGGCUUCCAUCGAAAUAGAUGGUGUGGUUUUAUAAAUACUUAUAGGCGAGAAGUGUUCUUAAAGCGUGGUGAUUUGUAGUCGAAACUAUAGACGAGAUGUCGCGAACAAAUUGUAAAAAACC
Molecule: messenger RNA, 775 nt
Organism: Hyposmocoma kahamanoa
Lineage: Eukaryota; Metazoa; Arthropoda; Insecta; Lepidoptera; Cosmopterigidae
Exons: 3
Coding region: 47-577 (176 amino acids)
Source: RefSeq, a predicted model, not a curated record